This is a messenger RNA of Dendrobium catenatum, 1894 nucleotides long. Its product is annotated as pheophorbide a oxygenase, chloroplastic. NCBI's taxonomy places the organism in Eukaryota, Viridiplantae, Streptophyta, Magnoliopsida, Asparagales, Orchidaceae. Gene Ontology annotation, molecular function: 2 iron, 2 sulfur cluster binding; pheophorbide a oxygenase activity; chlorophyllide a oxygenase activity. The coding region runs from base 37 to 1662 and encodes 541 amino acids. The transcript has 7 exons. The record is from RefSeq and is a predicted model, not a curated record. Gene Ontology annotation, cellular component: chloroplast thylakoid.
UCUGCUUCCAAGAGCUCGCUUUGCUUGCUUGCGCAAAUGGCGGUUCUCUGCUUCCAUUCUCUCACUCCGUCCGCUCAGACUUUCAAUCUCCUUAACACCUCCUCCUCCAAAUCUCGUAACAACUUCUCGCCGCCUCUUUCUCGUGGCCGAUCUCUUAAGGUCCGUCGCUGCUCGCGGACAAUUCUUAGCGUCGCCACACCCUCAUCCCCUCCGGCUCCCACCGAAGAGAGUAGUCUCGAAUUCCCAGAACUCGAAGCAACUUCCUCCUCUUCUUUAUCGUCAUCUUCUUCCGAUACCUUCUCGUGGAGAGAUCACUGGUACCCUGUCUCCCUCAUCGAGGAUCUUGAUCCCCGCAAGCCUACUCCCUUUCAGCUCCUAAACCGCGACAUAGUCCUCUGGAAGGAUCCGAAAUCUGGCGAUUGGAUCGCCUUUGACGAUGUUUGCCCCCACCGUCUCGCACCCCUUUCGGAAGGGAGGAUCGAUGAGGAUGGUUGCUUGCAGUGCUCGUACCAUGGAUGGUCGUUCGAUCGGAAGGGCUCGUGUGUGCGAAUUCCACAGGCGAUGCCCGAGGGGCCGGAGGCUCGGGCCCUGCAGUCGCCGAAGGCAUGCGUGACUAGACUUCCAACGAGGGUUUCUCAGGGAUUGCUCUUCGUGUGGCCAGAUGAGCACGGUUGGGAGAAGGCCAUGGCUUCCGAGACUCCAGGGUUGCCGGCUGAAUUCGAGAGUCCGGAUUUUUCUACGGUGACAAUCCAAAGGGACUUGUUUUAUGGUUAUGAUACGCUGAUGGAAAAUGUUUCUGAUCCUUCACAUAUUGAUUUUGCUCACCACAAGGUUACUGGAAGAAGGGAUAGAGCUAAGCCUCUACCAUUUAAAUUGGAGAAUAGUGGCGCCUUGGGAUUUUCUGGAGCUGAUUCUGGAAAUCCUCGUAUAAGUGCUAAAUUUGUAGCCCCUUGCUAUUACAUAAAUAAGAUAGAGAUUGACACCAAAGUACCUAUAUUUGGAGAUCAAAAGUGGGUCAUUUGGAUUUGUUCCUUCAACAUACCCAUGGCACCGGGGAAGACACGUUCCAUUGUGUGUAGUGCCAGAAACUUUUUCCGGUUUACAAUGCCAGGUCCAGCAUGGUGGCAGUUAGUACCACGCUGGCAUGAGCAUUGGACUUCAAACAAAGUUUAUGAUGGUGAUAUGAUUGUGCUACAAGGACAGGAGAAAAUUUUUCUUUCAAAGUCCAUGGAGGCUUCUGUUGAUGUUAAUCAGCAAUAUUCAAAAAUUACAUUCACCCCAACACAGGCAGAUCGUCUGGUUUUAGCAUUUCGGAAUUGGUUGAGGCGCUAUGGUAAUGGCCAGCCUGAAUGGUUUGGCUUUGUGAACCAACAAUCUCUACCAUCCACUGUUCUAUCUAAACAUGAGAUGCUGAACCGUUACGAACAACAUACACUGAAGUGUUCAUCAUGCAAAGGUGCUUACGAGGGCUUCCGCAAUUGGCAGAAAUUACUUGUUGCUGCGACAGUUGUUCUUUGCGCCUCUGUUGGAAUUCCGUCCGAGCUGCAACUGCGGCUUCUGCUUGCAGGUUCUACUCUACUCAGCGCUGCUUUGGCUUAUUUAUUGCACGAGCUUCAAAAGAACUUUGUAUUUGUUGAUUAUGUGCAUGCAGAGAUUGAUUGAAAAAACAAUGGUUCAUAGCUUUUUAGAUAUAUAAGAAACCAUAUGUUGUCGUUAGUAGAGCGUUGUAGGGUUAAAACCAGAGGCUAAAUUGCAUUUAGCUGUGAAGGAUUUCACAAUUCUGAUAUAAAUAUGUACAGAGAGGUAUGAUACACAAAUAUUGUGCAGAGAGCACAGACCUGAGAUUUGUUUGUAGUGUAGCAUUAUGAUUUGAAGAUUAAAAAUAUUGGAAAAA